AUGAGUAGAGUACUGCUAUCGUGGCACCGCCUUCUGGGUCUUUCCUUGCAACGUCCCCCAUGGUACAAGGCUCGUCUGCGGGAAGAACUGGCCGAGAGACGGGCAGCUCGGACGGCGCUCCAAAGACUGAGCGAGACAUGCGACGUCUUCUACAUUCUCGGCAGAGCACGACACGACGGCUACCCGCUGCGAUGGGCUCCUCGCUUUAGCUACAGACACCCACCGGUCUACGCCUACAUGAUAUCGAAGUACACCCUACGCUGGAUGUUCUACCAAAUUGCCGCCUUGCUUUGCGGCUCGUCUCGCUUCCGCCAAGUGAGGGAGGUGGUGAAUCCGGCGCGUGAUUCUAAACUUCGCGAGGUUGCAUCACGCCAUGACAUCGAACACGUCAAGUUUGAGCAGGUGUGCCGUUGCUUGCGACGUGUUUGGCCCCUUCUCCCAUAG
Molecule: messenger RNA, 444 nt
Organism: Metarhizium brunneum ARSEF 3297
Lineage: Eukaryota; Fungi; Ascomycota; Sordariomycetes; Hypocreales; Clavicipitaceae
Source: RefSeq, a predicted model, not a curated record